Messenger RNA from Sciurus carolinensis (gray squirrel), 2545 nucleotides. RefSeq names its product calsyntenin-1-like. Gene Ontology annotation, cellular component: cell surface; postsynaptic membrane. NCBI's taxonomy places the organism in Eukaryota, Metazoa, Chordata, Mammalia, Rodentia, Sciuridae. The record is from RefSeq and is a predicted model, not a curated record. Gene Ontology annotation, biological process: positive regulation of synaptic transmission; positive regulation of synapse assembly. Gene Ontology annotation, molecular function: X11-like protein binding; kinesin binding; calcium ion binding.
AUGGACAGGUUCCUGAGGAAGAAGUACAUGGGUGUGUGCAGGUUCUGGUCAGCAGAAGGGGAGGCAGACUCCCCGCAGUUCAGCCAGAUCUGCAGCUACGAGAUUGUCACCCCCCACGUGCCGUUCACCGUGGACAAGGAUGGUUAUAUAAAGAACACGGAGAAGCUCAGCCACAGCAAGGAGCGGCAGUACAAGCUGACGGUCACCGCCUAGGACUGUGGGAAGAGAAGGGCCGCGGAGGACGCGCUGGUGAAGAUCAACAUCAAGCCCAGCUGCACGCCCGGGUGGCAAGGCUGGAGUGACCGGAUGGAGUAUGAGCCUGGCACGGGCGCUUUGGCCAUGUUCCCCAACACCCACCUGGAGACCUGUGCCACGCCCAUCGCCUCCAAGCAGGCCACCGUGGAGCUGGAGACCAGCCACAUCGGCAAGGGCUACAACCGCGACACCUACUCCAAAAAGUCCCUUCACCAGCUCUGUGGGGCUGCUGCUGGUACUGCCGAGCUGCUCCCCGCCCCCAGCAGUGCCAUGAACUGGACCAUGGGCCUCCCCACGGACAAGGGCCACGACAGCGACCAGGUGUUUGAGUUCAAUGGCACCCAGGUGGUCCGGGUCCCCGACGGCCUUGUUUCUCUCAGCCCCAGAGAGCCCUUCACCAUCUCGGUGUGGAUGAGGCAUGGGCCUUUCAGCAGGAGGAAGGAAACGAUCCUGUGCAGUUCCAACAAAGCAGAUAUGAACCAACACCAUUAUUCCCUGUAUGUCCACGGGUGCCGGCUUGUUUUCCUCCUCUGUCAGAAUCCUUCUGAGGAGAGGAAAUACAAACCUGAAGAAUUUCACUGGAAGUUGAAUCAGGUCUGUGAUGAGGAGUGGCACCACUUUGUCCUCAACGUGGAGUUCCCAAGCGUGGCUCUCUACGUGGAUGGUGUCCCUCACGAGCCCUUCUCCGACGAGGAUUACCCACUCCAUCCAUCCAAGAUAGAAACGCAGCUUGUGGUCGGGGCUUGCUGGCAAGAGUAUUCAGGAGUUGAAAGUGACAAUGAGACUGAGCCUGUGACUAUGGCCUCUGCAGGUGGCGACCUGCACAUGACCCAGUUUUUCCGAGGUAACCUGGCUGGACUAACGGUGCAUUCCGGGAAGCUCGCAGACAAGAAGGUGAUCGACUGUCUGUAUACCUGCAAAGAGGGACUUGACCUACAGGUCCCUGAAGACGUGGGCAGAGGCGUGCAGAUCCAAGCAAGCCCCAGCCAGUCAGCCUUGACCUUGGAGGGAGAGGACGUCGGGGAGCUGGACAAGGCCCUGCAGCACGUCUCCUACGUGAACUCGCGGCAGUUCCCCACGCCUGGCAUCCGCAGGCUCAAAAUCACCAGCACCGUCAAGUGUUUUAAUGAGGCGCCCUGCAUCGCGAUCCCCCCGGUGGAAGGCCACAUGAUGGUUUUGCAGCCAGAAGAGCCCAGGAUCAGCCUGAGUGGCGUCCACUGCUUCGCCCGAGCAGCGUCGGAGUUUGAGGGCUCAGAAGGGGUUUUCCUGUUUCCUGAGCUUCCAAUCAUCAGCACAAUCACGCGAGAAGUGGAGCCUGAGGGGGACGGACCCGAGGACCCCACAGUUCAAGAGUCCCUGGUGUCCGAGGAGAUCGCCAACCUGGACACCUGCGAGGUCACGGUGGAGGGACAGGAGCUGAACCCCGAGCAGGAGAGCCUGGAGGUGGACACAGCACGGCUACAGCACACGGACCUCACAGUGAGCCGCUCUGCCCUGGGCGUGGUCUUCACAGGUGUGAACACCAUGGCCAGCUACAAGGAGGUUUUGCACCUCUUGCGCUACCGGAAUUGGCACACCAGGUCCCUGCUCGACUGGAAGUUCAAGCACAUCUGCUCUGAGCUCAAUGGCCGCUACCUCAGCAACGAAUUUAAGGUGGAGGUGAACGUGAUCCACACCGCCAACCCCAUGGAGCACGCCAGCCACAUGGCCGCCCAGCCACAGUUCGUUCACCCCGAGCACCGCUCCUUCGUCGACCUGUCGGGACACAACCUGGCCAGUCCUCACCCCUUCGCAGUUGUCCCCAGCACCGCCACCGUGGUGUGCGUCAGCUUCCUGGUGUUCAUGAUCAUCUUGGGGGUGUUUCGGAUCCGGGCUGCACAUCAACGAACCAUGCGGGACCAGGACUCAGGGAAGGAGAACGAGAUGGACUGGGACGACUCUGCCUUGACCAUCACCAUGAACCCCAUGGAGACCUACGAAGACCAGCACAGCAGUGAGGAGGAGGAGGAGGAGGAAGAGGAGGAAGAGAGCGAGGAUGGAGAGAAGGAGGAAGACAUCACCAGCGCCGAGUCAGAGAGCAGCAAGGAGGAGGAGGGCGGCCCUGGGGACGUCCAGAACCCCAACAGGCAGCAGCAGCUCGAGUGGGACGACUCCACGCUGAGCUACUGACGAGCCCUGGGCGCCUGCGUCCGCCUCCCAACGUCUGCCACCCGUCUCCCGGCCCGUGGGUCCUCGAUGUAUAAAGUCACUUCAGCCAGCAGGUCUGCAGACCCCCAUUGCUGAUCGCCCC